Messenger RNA from Gamsiella multidivaricata, 1362 nucleotides. RefSeq names its product Rof/RNase P-like protein. Gene Ontology annotation, cellular component: ribonuclease MRP complex; ribonuclease P complex. Lineage: Eukaryota; Fungi; Mortierellomycota; Mortierellomycetes; Mortierellales; Mortierellaceae. The record is from RefSeq and is a predicted model, not a curated record. The coding region runs from base 306 to 1034 and encodes 242 amino acids. The transcript has 6 exons. Gene Ontology annotation, molecular function: ribonuclease P RNA binding. Gene Ontology annotation, biological process: rRNA processing; tRNA 5'-leader removal.
CGAAACCGCCGCCACCGGUGUGAGCAUUUGUGUUGCCAAAGCCGUCAGCUGUCCCAAAGUCGCCAAAGUCGCCAAAGUCGCUGUUGUCGUUGUCGUUGUCGUUGUCGUUGUCGCUGCCCUUGGUGUCAUUAGCUGCUCCGAGGUCUCCAAAGCCGUCAUCAUCGGCAGUUGAGACCAGAGGGUCAUGCUUCUCGUCCGCCAAGACGGAAUGGUUGAUUGAGUCGUCCUGGUGGCGAUCCUGUAAUUCGUCAGACAUGAUGAUUGAUGAAGUUCAAGUUUGAUCUGGAAUCACCUCUCUCAACCCCAUGGACAACCAGGACCGAUCCGACCUCAGUCUCUACAGCCGACUGCCAGAGAACAUUCAGAGGAGUGCCGGAUUGGAGAAUGAUUCUCUGACACAGUCCACAGGAGAAUCGUCAUCGGCGGCGUUCGUUCCCAAAUAUGUCGAGAACUCUGUCGUAGGAGGAUUCGAGACCGAACAGGUGUACAACACAAAGGUCAGGAAUAAGGUCUUUUUGCUCGACAAUCCUGCCAAGGAAAAGCAGAAGCGACGCAGGAGAACCAAUAAGUCGAAGGCGCUGACUGCCAAGGAGAAAAGGGCCAUGGACGUAUACAACAUCCCAGUCGAGUCUCGAAAGGCAGCGAUAUCUUUAUGGAUUCCCAAUAGAUACGAGCUGUUUCUCCCGCUACAUGAGCUCUGGAAGGGAUACAUCGAAGAACUAUUUGGCGCGACGAACCCAGUAGGAUUCACUCAGAAAUUACUCAAGGCGGAUUUCCAUGGAGCCAUCAUUACAGUGACGCGGUCGAAAUGUCCAUCCUAUGUUGGGGCUAGCGGGAUUGUUGCUCAGGAGACCGAAAACGUCUUCAAGAUCAUCACACCUAACAAUGCUCUGUUAGUGAUUCCGAAGACGAAUAAUGUGUUCAAGAUUCAUAUCCGCGAUUCGAUCUUUACAUUGCAUGGAAAUCAGUUUCGCUACCGGGCCUCGCAGAGGAGCUCCAAAAAGUUCAAAUCAAAACCGACUAUUGAUCUGUAAUCAUGCACCUCUGCCGGUACUCUCGCAUUUUCUUGUAACAUAGCAUCCACAGCAAAAUAAAAUAAAAAAUAAAAUAAAAUAAAAUCCCAUUCACACAAGGACCAUAGGUGUGUAAGAGGUUGAUUUUAUUCCGCAUCACCUUGCGAAGCUGACAGAUGCGUUGCCUGCUGAAUAGAUACUACUAUAGUGCGACAACUCUACACCAUAUCCACAUCGCCUUGAUGAAGCACAUGCGAAACAUCUUCAGGGUGCACAUGUCCGAGCUGAUUCUGGAGCGCACGCAUUUUGUUUGCGGCCUUAACUGCCUGUACCGCAUUACGGAAUUUAC